ACAUUGUGGUGCUCGUGCAUCCGCGGUUCUUCUACUGCGCGUUCACGACUCCGGCUCACUCACUGCAUGAUGGCCGAGGGAGGCGGACCCGAGUCGGGUAGCGCGGCAGACCCCGAGCCCGAGUCUGUAGCCGCUCAAAUACCGACACCUUCAACCGAGAGUCAAAAACAGAGUAUUGGAACACUUCUCAAAACAACUCUACGAAAGAGCGACGAGUGGUUUCUGAUUGAUAGUCGGUGGUUCAAGCAGUGGAAGAAAUAUGUGGGAUUUGACAGUUGGGAUAUGUACAAUGUUGGAGAGCACAGUCUCUAUCCCGGCCCUGUUGACAACUCUGGCCUGUUCUCAGACCAUGAGACCCAGAUCCUGAAGGAGCACCUUAUAGAUGAGUUGGACUAUGUCCUAGUGCCCACUGAGGCAUGGAACAAGUUUGUCAGCUGGUAUGGUUGCCUUGAGGGCCAGCGUCCCAUCGUCAGAAAGGUGGUUGAACAUGGCAUGUUUGUCAAGCACUGUAAAGUGGAGGUCUAUCUGUUGGAGCUCAACUUGUGUGAGAAUGACAACAUGGACAAUGUGGUCACACGUCAUUUCAGCAAAGCUGACACUAUAGACAGCAUAGAGAAGGAGAUGCGGUCACUAUUUGAGAUCCCAACGGGGAAGGAGACUCGACUGUGGAACAAGUACAUGAGCAACACGUACGAGCAGCUGAACAAGCCAGACAGCACCGUACAGGAUGCUGGUCUCUUCCAGGGCCAGGUGCUCGUGAUUGAAUGCAAGAACGAGGACGGCACGUGGCCCAGGCAAGCCUCCCAUCCAAAAUCCAGUACGGCUACAUCCAGGAAUUUCACUACCUCUCCAAAGCUCUCGUCCAACUCGUCGACAACCAUCUCCUCAACAAUAACAAAUGGGGACAGCGGCAGCAACUCUGGCUAUACACUGAACAACAGCACCUCCUCUGGCAAUAGAUUGGGAGGUUACAAUUCAUACAGCUCCUCCUACAACUACAGAGAGUCACCAUCCCAACCUGGCCUCUGUGGUCUCAGUAACCUAGGCAACACCUGUUUUAUGAACUCCGCUCUUCAGUGCCUGAGCAACGCGUGUCCUCUCACGGAGUACUUCCUAGAUGACCAGUAUGAGGCGGAGAUCAACCGGGAGAAUCCAUUAGGAAUGAGGGGGGAGAUCGCAGAGGCCUAUGCAGACCUGGUCAAGCAGAUGUGGCUUAGCCGCAGCAGCUAUGUGGCUCCCCGCACAUUUAAAACCCAAGUGGGUCGCUUCGCCCCCCAGUUUUCAGGGUACCAGCAGCAGGACUCCCAGGAGUUGCUGGCCUUCCUGAUGGACGGGCUCCACGAAGACCUGAACCGUGUUAAAAAGAAGCCUUACCUGGCCCUGCAAGAUGCAGGGGGGCGGCCAGACGAGAUUGUAGCUAAGGAAGCAUGGACUAAUCAUCGCCUGCGCAAUGACUCAAUCAUCGUGGACAUAUUCCAUGGCCUGUUCAAAUCCACUCUGGUGUGUCCAGAGUGUGCCAAGAUCUCUGUGACUUUUGACCCAUUCUGCUACCUCACACUCCCUCUGCCCAUGAAGAAGGACCGCACUAUGGAGGUGUUCUUGGUCCGCAUUGACCCCCAGUCCAGACCCACACAGUACCGAGUGGUGGUCCCCAAGCUUGGCUCAGUGACUGACCUGUGCAGCGCCUUGUCCCGGCUUUCUGGAAUCCUCGCUGAGAAUAUGGUGGUGGCUGAUGUUUACAAUCACCGGUUCCACAAGAUCUACAGACGAGACGACGGACUCAACCAAAUCAUGGAGAAAGAUGACAUAUUUGUGUAUGAGGUGGCGGAGGAGGACAGGGAGAGGAUGAACCUGCCUGUGUACUUCAGAGAGCGCCACUCCAAACACACAGGCGGCUCCACGGGAACCAUGCUGUUCGGCCAGCCCCUCCUCAUCACUGUUCCCCGGCAGAACCUGGCUGCUGACAUGCUCUACGAGAAGGUGCUGGAGAGGAUUGGGCGCUACGUGAAUCGCGCUCAGAGCUCCACCGGUGAGGGGAGGGUGAAUGCCUCUGCCUCCUCGGCCAGCUGCAGCCUGGCAGCUGAGUGCUCCGCAUCAUCCUCCAAUCACAACACUGCAGGGAGUAGUAGCCCCCUGUCAGAAGGGGCGUCCUGCAGCUCCAGCAACGGCAGCAACCACUCUGGGACCUCCAACAGGUCCAACGGGAAUGGUGUGUGUGAGGGUGAGGAGGAGGCCAUGGAUCACCAGGUGAGCCCGGAGCCAGAGAACGGACAGUCGGGGGAGGAGGAGGAAGCCUCAGACCUGGAGAAUGGCCCUAAAACCAAACAGUGCUCCAGCACCCCGCCCAAACUCUUCUCCUUCAGCAUGGUCAACUCCUACGGAACUGCCAACAUCAGUCCACUGCCUUGUGACGGAAACUUCCUCAAACUCAAUACACAUUCCACAGUGGCGAUUGACUGGGACUCGGACACAAAGAAACUGUGUUACGAUGAUCAGGAAGCAGAGGCCUAUGAGAAGCACGAGAGCAUGCUGCAGGCCCAGAAGAAGAAAGCCACAGUGGCUCUGAGGGAAUGCAUGGAGCUCUUCACCACCAUGGAGACGCUAGGAGAGCAUGACCCAUGGUAUUGCCCCACCUGUAAGAAGCACCAACAAGCCACAAAGAAGUUUGACUUGUGGUCGUUGCCUCGCAUCCUGGUGGUCCACCUAAAGCGUUUCUCAUACAACCGCUGCUGGCGGGACAAGCUGGACACUGUGGUGGACUUCCCUGUCAGGGACCUGAACAUGUCUGAGUUUGUGUGUGACCCCAAGGCCGGCCCCUAUGUUUAUGACCUCAUAGCAGUCUCCAACCACUAUGGAGGAAUGGGAGGAGGCCACUACACAGCCUACGGCAAGAACAAAGCUGAUGGGAAGUGGCAUUACUUUGAUGACAGCAGUGUCUCAGCUGCCUCAGAGGAUCAGAUUGUGACAAAAGCAGCCUACGUGCUAUUUUACCAACGCAGAGACGCGGGCGACGUCCCUGCCAAGCCUCCGCCCUCUGCCUCUCUGGGGGGUGCCACCGCUGAAGCAGCCGAUCACAUGGAUACCAACUGAGCAGCGCUGAUGCUCAGGGACAUGCACUGAAGCAAACAAAUAAUGACAAAAGAGAUACUUUGAUGCACACACCAAGCUACUUCAGUGACAUAAGACUUCUCAGUCAAUAUUAUUAACUCCCCCCAGCCCUGUGUUUUAUUUUAUUUUGCUCAUACAUCGUCACAAAGAGCCAAAAGCCUUGUUGGAUGCGUGACCCUCGAGACUUCCUCCCAGAGCUGGUGGCCUGCUGAUGUAUGAAACCUAGUUUACUCGUUUGGAAAAAAUAAGGGGAAUAGAAGGCAAAGAAUCCUCUCACUGGACAAACAGAAUGUUAGUUGUACCCUAAAAUGCAUAGGUAUUAUUAACACAAACUUUUCUGUUACCCACUAGAAAAGUACAAAAUAAAAAAAGCCAAAUGAGAAUCUUGUUUUUACCAAAGUGUUCCAAAUUGUACAUCGUAAAGAACUGUACCAACUUCACUGACGGAUUGGGGGAAAGAGAAACUUGUCCUUGAGUUGUCUCUGAGUGGUAUCUGUGAUGAUAACCCUCCAGUGCAGGGGUGAAUUUAUGCAAAGUUGUAUUUAACAUUGAGAUAUGCACACAAUUCAACACAUGACACCGAUGGAUCCUGUGACCUUCUACCUCCUGUAAAUGGAUCCAGUUAGAAAGUCACACUGGAUGUGUUCCUUCUACACACUCACAGAAACAAACACACUCAGGCCCUCUCAUUUUAGUCUUCCUCUGGGUUGGCUUGCAGGGCCUGUGUUUAAUUGAUCAAGGUCCUGUUUACUGGGCCUUGAUGUAAGCUGUGGCAGAGGCUAUUUAUUUUCAUAGGCACGAGUUCAGUCAGACCUUAGCGCCUGCUCUUUAUGAAGCCCAGCAUGCUAACUCUCUCAUUCAUACACUGCCCUCUGUAUUUAUUUGGACAGUGAAGCUAAAAUAUGUACAUUUGCUCUAUUUUCCAGCAUUUUGGAUUUGAGAUCAAAUGUUUAAUGAGGCGACAGUACAGAAUGACACAGUGAUAUUUCGUACAUCUGUUUUAUCAUUUAGAAAUGAAAGCACGGAGUCUAUUAUUAUUAUUUUUUUUUUUUCACAAGUGCACAAAUUCACUUAUAGGGUGUUAAAGUAGUCAAGUGUAGUAUUUACUGGAACAGAGAGCCAAAUGUACAAAUGUUUGCUUCACUGUACAAAUAAAUAUUGUGGGAAGGGUACCCCUUUUUCUCUGAGAAGUCUCAUCCUGAUAAAGGUGUGCUGUGCCCCCUCGUCACACAAAAGCAACAGCGGCCUUUUAAUCCUGCAACCUGUUUAAAAAGGAGGCACUUUUAGUUUUACUUUAGUCACAUCUGAAAUUUUAAAUAUGUAUGACGUGGCGAGGCCCUGACCAUUCGUACAUUUCUGGAUAAUAUUGCUGUAGUUUAGAAGAACAUUUGAUUGCUGACUGAAUGGACCCCCUCGACAGCCCCGCUAUGACUUAUCCUUAGACUACCGGUCCUGUAUGGUAUUACAUUGAAAUUGCUUUUGUUUUUUCUUAAAAGCACACUGCGUGAUGCAAAAUGUGAUGUGUAUGAAAGGUGCUAUAUUUAUGAAACUUGAAAUUGUUGCUGUUCACAAGGCUCCUAUCCGUUAAAUAGAAUUUGGACAGCAAUAACUUAAAGGCGUCCUCAGUGUGUUUAGGACUGCAGGCAUCUGUGUUCUCCCAACAAUGGACUUUCAGACAACCAAUCAGCUGUUAAAUAAAAUAUGUUGGUGACAUGA
This is a messenger RNA of Oncorhynchus mykiss (rainbow trout), 4824 nucleotides long. Its product is annotated as ubiquitin carboxyl-terminal hydrolase 4. Gene Ontology annotation, cellular component: nucleus. Gene Ontology annotation, biological process: protein deubiquitination. The record is from RefSeq and is a predicted model, not a curated record. Lineage: Eukaryota; Metazoa; Chordata; Actinopteri; Salmoniformes; Salmonidae. Gene Ontology annotation, molecular function: cysteine-type deubiquitinase activity.